CUAUAUACCAGUUCUGGAGGCCCCAAAGCAAGAUUGCAUAAACUUUUCUUACCUUGACCUAUCAUUACGAGACUCACCUUCCCAUGUGUCAACAUCAUAACGCAACCACUGGGCUUACUGAGGCGAAACUCUCUGUAAAGCCAAGGACUCUCUACCAAAGGAUGGCAGAUCUUGUCACACACACACACCUUCCAGACCUAUCGUGACGCAAAAGUCGAUAUCGGAAAUCUACAUGAUCUGCUCAAAGGAACAUGUCCCAAGGCAUCAUGCAAGAAGACUUAACAACGACAACAUACCACAACCGAAGCAUUAUAACGUUCGCGAAGAGCUGCAGUCUAUCUCCCGCCUAUCAGACUCUGCUUGUAUGACUUCUACCGAGUCCUUUUCUACUAUGAAAGCAAUGUCAGAUGGGUCUUGUUCAUCUGGCCGUGAAAGAUGUGUCAGCCCUGCGAGUAUCGGUCAUGCUGAUCCAAGUUCCACACUGCCAAGUCCCAGUCGUAUCUCUCUAGACGAGCAAUACAUAGCUGCUACUUUUGAAUGCGUUGAGCCACUGCGCUCCAUCAGCUCUUCAGGUCCUACCCGCUGUGAUAUGCAAGGUCAUGGGGCGGUAGAUGUGAUCACCGAAUCCAAGAAUCCCGGCACCGAUGCAAGGGCUCCUGGUUUCGGGCAUCUAAGAGGCGGUGCUGAUCCGGAACCUGCCUCAGAUCCGACUUCAGUCCCGCCGGCUUCACUUGUACCAAAGGAACCGGCCAGGAUUCCUCGGGCUCUCUGGCUGUUUGCCGCUAAUCGACUCGGCUACAAGGCCCAUGCGCCUACUAUUAACCGGUACAUCGAGGUCGAGAAGAAGCGAGCGGAGAAAAAAGUGGCAGACCAGAAGAAAUGGGCCGAACAAGUCGCACAGGAAGCACUCGCUAAAGCAAAGCGCAAAGAUGCAGAGACGCGCGGCCAGGAAUUGCUCCGACAGAAAGGUGGUAUCCUCGGAUUGAUGUUUGGCCAGGUCAGAGGUGGCGGGGAUGUAGAGCCGCCGGACGGAUAUCAUACACCGGACGAAUACCAUCCGCCGAAGGACCUCCGGCAAGACUUGAACAGAAGACCGAUCGACCCGCAAAGUCGCGUGCCCAACUAUGUAUGGUAUCUCGCAGGCGGGCGCGGACCUACGCCCACGUGGGAAGACUAUAUCAAGUGGCGCGAGUGCCGCCGAAGAGGCCAAAAGUGGGAGCCUGGUCAGACGGGCCAGCAGCAGAAGGUCAAGCCAAGGUCAAGGCCAAGCUUCAUGGAGAAUCUGAUUAGGGGAUUGUUUUGUAUGAAGCCAAGGCACUAAGUAUAUGGCGAUGUGUAUGUACUGACAAGUCGAAUGCAGCGAAAGCUUUGCAUUGUAGGGCUUGAAGCGCUUCGAUUGACAUGCAUAUGUAGUUAUGCCAUAUCUCGACGAUUGGCAUGGACAUCUAGGUGUAUUAUAUGUAUCCAAUCACUGACAU
Messenger RNA from Pseudovirgaria hyperparasitica, 1478 nucleotides. RefSeq lists its product as uncharacterized. The record is from RefSeq and is a predicted model, not a curated record. NCBI's taxonomy places the organism in Eukaryota, Fungi, Ascomycota, Dothideomycetes, Acrospermales, Acrospermaceae. The coding region runs from base 233 to 1321 and encodes 362 amino acids. The transcript has a single exon.